CGCCGUUAGCCGCGGGACAACACAGGCUGAGGCCGGGACACCGUCUACCUGCCGGGGGGAAAAGUAAAAAACUCCCCCGCUGAAUGCCUUGAAGAAAGGGAGGAGUGUGAAAUUGCUGUGAACGGAGAAAAAUAACGUCUAUGUAGAAAUCUAAAAAUGAUUGAAACAAUGGAUACACAGCGUGCCUUGCAGGCGGUGGAGCGUCUCCAGGCCAAACUAAAGGAGCGAGGCGAGGUGCCCGCUGAGGAGAAGCUCAGCCUGCUCAAGUCAGUGCUCCAGAGCCCCCUCUUCCACCAGAUCCUGGCCCUGCAGAAAUCUGUCCAGCACAUCAGAGAGCAGGGGAGUGUCCCGUCAUCACGAGGCAGUGACCCUAUUGAUAACAUCACAGCAGCGAAGCCCAAUGGAAGCCACGUUUCCUGCUCAGAUGCAUCUGCUGCUACACAAAUUAAUGGAAAUACAUCAUCUGAAGAAUUUGAGCAUAUCAUUCAGUCCAUGGCACAGGGGCGCUACGUGACUCAUGUGGAGCUGCAGAAGCCAGUGUCGGGAGGUCUGGGCUUCAGCGUGGUGGGUCUGAAGAGCGAGAACCGCGGCGAGCUCGGCAUCUUCAUCCAGGAAAUUCAACUGGGAAGCGUGGCUCACUGUGAUGGGAAGCUCAAAGAAGCUGACCAGAUCUUGGCCAUCAAUGGUCAGCCCCUGGACCAGACAGUGACCCACCAGCAGGCUAUAGCCAUCCUGCAGAGCGCCUCAGAGAGGGUGCAGCUCACUGUGGCUCGAGGGCCGAUACCUCAGCUGGCCAGUCCUGUGGUGUCCCGCACACCCUCUGCCGCCAGCACGCUGUCGGCCAACUCCAGCACGUUGCAGCACAUUGAGACAAUUGAGCUGGUCAACGAUGGCACUGGCCUCGGUUUCGGUAUCGUGGGAGGCAAGACCACUGGGGUCAUCGUCAAAACCAUCCUUCCUGGAGGCAUAGCUGAUCAGGACGGUCGCCUGCGUAGUGGGGACCACAUCCUGAGAAUUGGAGACACUGACCUCCACGGCCUGGGCAGCGAACAGGUAGCGCAGGUCCUCCGGCAGUGUGGCAACCGGGUGAAGCUGGUGGUCACCAGGGGCCCCGUGGAGGAGAGCGCCUCGGCCUCUGCUGUCAUGCCAGUGGUGCUCCCCACUGUCAACGAACAACAGGGCUAUGAGGAAGAGGAGGCUGAAGCGUUCGAUGUGAACCUUACCAAGAACACCCAGGGACUGGGGAUUACUAUUGCUGGCUAUGUUGGGGAUAAAAAUUUAGAGCCGUCUGGUAUUUUCGUUAAGAGCAUAACAAAGGACAGCGCCGUAGAUCAAGAUGGCCGUAUUCACGUUGGAGACCAGAUAAUCGCAGUCGACAGAGUGAACAUACAAGGAUACACCAACCAACAGGCCGUGGAAGUGCUCAAACACACCGGACAGACAGUCCACCUUAAGCUGAUCCGGCGGGGCUUCAGGCCUGAAGAGAUCCCCCCCGCUGUGACCCCCAGCGUCACCAUCCUCCCGUCCUCCACCACCAUCCCCACCACCACCAUCGUCCUGAGGGAGCUGGAGCUGGAGAGGAAGCAAGCUGAGGAGGCAGCUCUAGUCACCGUAGAUGAAAAGCCGCUUCAGACAAAGAGUGAAGGAUCUGAUGUCAGCGCAGCCAUGGAUCAGCUAACAGAAGACAAACAUGUGAUGAGGUUAACACCCUUCGAAGAAGAACGACUAAUGAAGAAGUGGGAGGAGAUUCUGGGUCCAAGUAAUGAAGUUGUAGUGGCUCAGGUGGAGAAGUACAGUGAGAACAGCGGCCUGGGGAUCAACCUGGAAGCCAACAGUGGACAUCAUUACAUCCGCUCUGUUCUACCCGAGGGACCUGUUGGUCGCUGUGGCAAGCUGUUCAAUGGAGAUGAACUGCUCGAGGUCAACGGCAUCUCUCUGAUUGGUGAGACCCACAAGGAAGUAGUCAGAAUCCUGAAGGAGCUUCCACUGUGUGUAAAUGUGACAUGCUGUAGACCCGCCCCUCACCUGCAGACUGACAUGGAUGCUGUCCAACCAGAACCGGAGGCUUUGCCCACACCAUUCAAAUUGAAGAACGAAAUAGACCUGAGCAGCAUACUGGUUGCCGAAGACUCAGAGGUGAACAGAGGAGCGGCGAAGCAGGAUAAUGUGACAGAGGAGGCAAUAGGAUCUCCUUUGGCUAUGUGGGAGCUGGCGAUCCAGAAUAUCGAGCUGGAGAAGGGCGAAGGGGGACUGGGAUUCAGUAUUUUGGACUACCAGGACCCGAUGGACCCUGCCAAGACGGUGAUCGUGAUUCGCUCUCUGGUCCCCAACGGUGUGGCAGAGCAGGAUGGAAGACUGUUGCCAGGGGACAGACUCAUGUACGUUAACAGCACCGACCUGGAGAACGCCAGCCUGGAGGAUGCCGUCCAGGCCCUGAAGGGGGCCAAGCUCGGCCAGGUCCAAAUAGGAGUCGCCAAACCGCUGCCUGGAAUAUGUGGAUAUUCCCACUCUCCACACUCAUAUGGUGAGCAGGAAAUAACCCCGUCAUCCAUCAUCCAUUCAUUUGACUUCAACAGUAUUUUGGUUGAAGAAGGAGAGGAAGAAGAUCUGGCUGAGGGCAUCGUUUACCGAGCAGAGCCGGCAUUGAUUGACACCAGUGAAGUAGACAUAUCUGAUGAAAAGAUGUUGGAUCAUUCUUACUCUGGGAUGGAGGAUGACACGUUCCAGGCGUCUAUGAUUGCUCUUCAUGGUAGCAGCUGUAGCGCAGAUCUGGAUUACUUGCACUCCUCCACACCUAAGCUGACAGCCCGUCUGGAGUUGCGGGAUGAGCAACCCUGCUUUACGACACCGUCCGGCCUCGGAGACGACACUCAAGUGUUCUCACCAGAGAAGUCGGCCUCUUUCUCUCCUCCGAGUUUGAGAGGCCAGCUCCCGGCUUAUAGCGUCGCAGUCGGCGGUUCCGAUCACUUCCUGGCUCAUCACGCGGCCAAAGAACCGGUGGAGUGCUCAAACUCAUACAGCCCGUUUGCUGAAUUAGGAACGGGAUCGAAUGCACUGGAGGAACCAGUGGAGCCCAGUUACUACCAGGAGGAGCCCCCACCCAUCUCUUUUGAAGAUAUUAGAGAUAUAAAGAUUUUAAUAAAGGACAAGGUCAGCGUGAAAGAAUCAGCAGAAGAGGGAGAGAAGGAAGCUCUGACCUCGGGGAGCAAUUUUGAAAGGACCAUCACCGUUGUCAAGGGCAACUCCAGCCUGGGCAUGACGGUGAGCGCCAUGAAAGACGGUUUGGGGAUGCUGAUCCGCAGUAUAAUCCAUGGUGGGUCGAUUAGCCGUGACGGACGUCUUGGUGUUGGUGACCUCAUCCUGGCCAUUAACGGAGAGCCCACUGCCAACCUGACCAACGCUCAGGCUCGUGCCAUGCUGCGAAGACACUCCCUCAUUGGACCAGACCUGGGAUCUGCUUGUUCACCUGAGGACGAUUUGUGCCCAUUUUAUGUAAUUACAUAUGUUCCAGCAGAAUAUCUAGAAGAGUACAGAACUAGCUUGGAGCAGGCUAAAGAUGAUGUCUUCUCCGGAACAGCUCCAGCACCAGUUCCAGCUCCAAAAGAUAUUCCUAAUCUCCCUGAGCGUGAGGAUGGAGAGGGAGAGGAAAGUGCCUCCUACAGCAACUGGAACCAACCCAGGAAAGUGGAGCUGUUCAGGGAGCCAGGCAAGUCCCUGGGCAUCAGCAUCGUGGGAGGACGAGGGAUGGGCAGCCGCCUGAGUAAUGGAGAGGUGAUGAGGGGGAUCUUUAUCAAACACAUCCUGGCGGACAGUCCUGCUGGACAGAACGGGACCCUGAAGACUGGAGACAGGAUAGUGGAGGUGGAUGGAGUGGACCUAAGAGACGCUAGUCACGAGGAGGCAGUGGAGGCUAUACGCAGAGCAGGCAACCCCGUCUCCUUCUUGGUACAGAGUAUUAUUCACAGGCCCAGGCCGCCCCUGCCCUUUCCGCAGCUAAAUAGCCGCCGCGGGUUGAGCCUUUGCUGCACUAAUCAACCCUACUUAGCACCCGCCCUCCCUCAGGCUCUGAUAACAGACUCCAGUGAGGAGAGAGCCGCGGCCGUAACCAGGGACAAGGACAAGGAGGGUGACAGUCACAGUAGACUUUACCUCCGCCUCUCCCCAACUAACCCUUUCACUCCUACCCCGUUUAAGCCGGCGAAGCGUGAAGCGGCAAAGGCAUCUCCCACCAGCGCUGUCCUCCCCCUGCCAGUGAUGCCCCAUGUGGGAGAGACUGAUACAGACACGCUGACUGAGAUUCCUGGCAGACCCGCUGAGGCAGAGGAGGUGAACGAAGAGGAGGAGGAGGAGGAUGAGUUUGGAUACAACUGGAAGAACGUGAUCCAGCGCUAUGGAAGCCUCCCAGGUGUCCUACACAUGAUUGAGCUGGAGAAAGGCAAGACAGGCCUGGGCCUCAGCCUGGCAGGGAACAGGGACCGCUCUCGCAUGAGUGUGUUCGUGGUGGGAAUUGAGCCCAGUGGGGCGGCAGGCAGAGACGGACGUAUGGUGGUGGGGGACGAGCUGCUUGAGAUCAAUGGGCAAGUCCUCUACGGCCACAGUCACCAGAAUGCAUCCUCCAUAAUCAAGAGCUCACCAUCAAAAGUCAAAAUCAUCUUUGUCAGGAACACAGAGGCGCUGAACCAGAUGGCUGUGGGACCUGUGAGGGAGCAUGAGGGAGACACAGUGGAGCCCCACGCUGAGCUGGAAAUGGCGGCUGCUAAUGGCGAUGCUGAGGCUUCACAAUAUCUCCAUCAAAUCAUAAAGCUGAAGGACGACGGAGGACUUGGUUUCACCUUCGUCGAGGGAAACACCGAGAGUGGAGAGGAAAUCCAGAGCGCAUCCGAAGUGGAAGGACACACAGGCAAAUUGGCCUGCCAGGAAGGGGUUUCCUCAGACGGAGUCCUCGCCAGCCUACCCAGCAUGCCUAGCAACACCACAGUCAUGUUACCAACAGAGGCAGAAGCCAUCACGAGUCUGAGUCGCUCCUCCACCCCUUCCACUCUGGCCUCUGACCCGUCGACCUGUCCCAUCAUCCCCGGCUGUGAGACCACCAUCGACAUCUCCAAGGGCCGCACAGGCCUGGGCCUCAGCAUCGUGGGAGGCUGUGACACACUGCUGGGGGCCAUCAUUAUCCACGAGGUUUAUGAAGAAGGGGCAGCCUCUAAAGAUGGCAGGCUGUGGGCAGGAGACCAAAUCCUGGAGGUGAACGCUAUCGACCUGCGUGCAGCCAGUCACGAUGAAGCCAUCAACGUGCUGCGGCAGACCCCGCAGAGGGUCCGGCUGACGGUCUACAGGGACGAGGCUCAGUACAAGGAGGAGGACCUGUGGGACUCGUUCACUGUGGAGCUGCACAAGAAGCCCGGUCAGGGUUUGGGCCUGAGCAUCGUGGGUAGGAGGAAUGACACAGGAGUGUUUGUGUCCGAUAUCGUGAAAGGAGGUUUGGUGGAGACCGAUGGUCGACUGACGCAGGGUGACCAGAUCCUGUCGGUCAACGAGGAGGACGUCAGGUCGGCCACUCAGGAGGCCGUGGCUGCACUGCUGAAGUGCUGCGUGGGGCCUAUAAAUAUGGAGGUGGGGAGGUUUAAAGCUGGCCCGUUCCACUCUGAAAGAAGGCUGUCUCAAACUAGUCAGAUGAGUGAAACAGGCAUCUCCAAGGUGGCCGCCUCUCAGUCGUGUUCAGACUCUGGAAGCCUUCCUGUUGACCCUGACAAGACCAGCCUGGAAUGUCAGGAAUCUCCAGAGCAUCAGGACACCAGAACAGUGGAGUUCACUAAAGGUCCCAGUGACUCUCUGGGGAUCAGUAUAGCAGGCGGAGUGGGGAGCCCUCUGGGUGAUAUACCCAUCUUCAUCGCGAUGAUGAAUCCUGUCGGGCUGGCUGCUCAGACCCAGAAUCUAAAGAUUGGGGACCGAAUUGUCAGCAUCUGUGGAACCUCUGCUGAAGGCAUGAGCCACGCGCAGGCCGUCACUCUGCUCAAGAAUGCCACGGGAACAAUCCAGCUGCAGGUGGUAGCAGGUGGCGACACAACCGUGACGGGUCCCUCUCAGGAGCAGGCGGCCGGAGGACUCACACCCAGCUGCAUUUUCCAGGAUGACAUAGGCCCACCUCAGUAUAAGAGCAUCACUCUUGACAGAGGACCAGACGGACUUGGUUUCAGUAUAGUCGGAGGGUAUGGAAGCCCUCAUGGAGACCUGCCUAUCUAUGUGAAAACCGUUUUUGGAAAGGGAGCAGCGGCAGAGGACGGGCGUCUGAAACGAGGAGACCAGAUCAUGGCCGUUAACGGGCAAACCCUGGAAGGCGUCACUCACGAGGAAGCUGUUGGCAUCCUGAAAAGGACCAAAGGAACUGUCACACUCACUGUGCUCUCAUAGACACACAAAUACAAACACACAGAUCUCACACCAGCAGUAUUUCACGACUGGGCGAUUGUGUUAAAAGCACCAGAUGUGCGACACAAUGCAAACUGACAUAUGAACAACCACACAAUGAUAAUAAUGAAGUUGCUCAAUGUAGCUUUGAACACUGUGAUCCAUGAAGCCUACUACAUGUAGACUUGCAGACAGUAUAUUUCAUGAGAAACUUUUAUCACUAAACCAAUCACACAAAUCAUGCUGAAAUAAUUACAUCUAUUUUUAAUAUCUUCUUAUUUCAAUUAGUCAUCAUGAUGCAAACAGUAUUAGAAACUCCUUGGCUCUGGAUUGUAAUAUUCACUGGACACUUGCAAGAUCUUCAUUUUUAAACAAUAGAAGCAAUAUCAGAAUAUUUCUCCGGAGCAGAGGUCUAUUUCUUUUUGCAGUCUGAGGUUCAGCUCCCACUAAACUCAGAGCAUGAAAGUAUUCUUUCCUUUAGGCAAUUAACAGAUUACAGGACCACGCUAAUGAAUGUAUUAGCUGAAAACAGCAUUGUUUGCCUUUUACGCUGCUCUGCUUUUGCUUCUUCAUCAUACUUUGAAUUCCCUGAAAGGCUGAUGCUGCUGUAACUGGUUUUACGUAACUCCAAGUCACUGUUGUUUUAGCGAACGCAGCCUAGAGAGCAUUUCUCCGCGUGCUCGAGGCUAAACGCCCGCUAUUGUAAAUACACUGUGUGUUAGCACAUUUCUGAAGGGAAAGAUGUGAAAUCCUUGGAGUGUUGAUUUUUUUUUUUGUACACACUUGACUAGGUGAGGAACGGUGAGCGUGUGCAUGUAUGUGUGUGACCUAUUCACUGAGAUAUAGUGCUGCUAAAGCUGAUAUAAUGGUAUUACGUCACAGUACUUGGAUUUUUAAAGUAUUAAUUAAUGUUCUGCUAUUUAGGUUGAAAUGAACGAGGGGUUCUUGUUGUCAGACGGAUUAUGUAACUGAUCUGAGCUCAUUUUGACCAUGUUGUUUACCCAAAAACAAAGACAUCCAGUGUUUUAGGACGUCCUGAAGGAUUUGUUGUGUUGUCUAGUGUCAGAGAAAGUUGACUGUUUUCUUUCUCAUCACCUUAAAAUGUGGCUCUAGUACUGUCAAGGGGACGGUAUUGGAUUUAUUCACACUGAAUUAAAUAAAAGUGACCUUUGGAUUCCA
This is a messenger RNA of Paralichthys olivaceus (Japanese flounder), 7584 nucleotides long. The record is from RefSeq and is a predicted model, not a curated record. Lineage: Eukaryota; Metazoa; Chordata; Actinopteri; Pleuronectiformes; Paralichthyidae.